Molecule: messenger RNA, 783 nt
Organism: Mycetomoellerius zeteki
Lineage: Eukaryota; Metazoa; Arthropoda; Insecta; Hymenoptera; Formicidae
Exons: 3
Coding region: 1-783 (260 amino acids)
Cellular component (GO): extracellular region
Molecular function (GO): chitin binding
Source: RefSeq, a predicted model, not a curated record
AUGGUAUUUAAAUUAGGACUCGUCAUAAUGAUUAUCCUCGCAAGUAGUGUAGCGCACAAGGGAUAUUCGUAUGUGCGUCCAAACGAGCAACUAUUUUACAAUCGUGGAUACGGUUAUGAAGAUCUAUGUUAUCAGUGGUCGAAUAACGAUGGAAUCUCCGAUGUAACCGGGAAAAAUUUUCCGAUCUUCUACCGAAUUCCGUGGACACGAUUCAUAUGCGAACGGAAACAACCGGGCUAUUACGCCGACCCUGAGGCCGAUUGCCAAGCAUAUCACCUCUGCCAACGCGGCGGUCAUAAGGACUCGUUCCUUUGUCCGAACGGCACGUUAUUUAAUCAGGAGAGACUGGUCUGCACGUGGUGGUACACUGUGGAUUGCUCCCGCGCGCAAAGUUUCUACUCCAUUAACGAGGCGAUUGCAAAAGCAAUGAAGGAAGCUGAUAGACGUAUUAGAAUAGCUGCUGAAAAGAAGCAGUCUUGGAGUUAUCAGCGUGAAUUUAACGUUGAGAAUAGAUCCUGGAAUAAGAAUUGUCAGAGUGAACGACGAGGGUGGAACAAAGACAGCACUUUAAUUCAUCGUAAUCAAGAUUCGGAUUUCUCUAAGCAGUUUCCUUAUGAAGCACGCAUGACAUCUGCGCGUCCUAAGUUUAAAUCCUUGUUGAAUCUUCGUUACGGUAAUUCCCAUUUGCCGAAAUCAAAUUACAAAGUCAGUACCGAAUUUGGUAAGCAAGCGAUUUCGCAACACCAACCAACCGUUUUACCUGUCCGUAUGAUUUGUAAUUAA